Messenger RNA from Cajanus cajan (pigeon pea), 1106 nucleotides. The record is from RefSeq and is a predicted model, not a curated record. NCBI's taxonomy places the organism in Eukaryota, Viridiplantae, Streptophyta, Magnoliopsida, Fabales, Fabaceae.
CUAGGCCAUAUUAUUGUGGUUUCAAAUUUUUUUGAUUGGUUGCACUGGUUGGUAUUGAAAUGAGUAGUAAUUGUCAAGUGGUUGGUACGUCUCCCUUGUAUGAAAUAAAAAAGAAAAAGGAAAGUACUAGUGAUUUAUUUUCAGUAAAACGUUAAAGUAUUGUGAAUUUUCAAUUUGUUUUAUUGGGUAAAGUAAAGUUGUUGUCUAAAGAUAAUAAAAUUUUGAUGUGAAGAUAUGUGGUGCACAUUCCUGCGAACCUAGCAAUGGACGCAGCAGCUCCUCUACUAUGCGCAGGAAUAACAGUGUUCAGUCCCUUGAAGGACCACGGUUUGGUAGAAACUCCGGGGAAAAAGAUUGGUGUGGUUGGUUUGGGUGGGCUUGGACACAUAGCUGUUAAAUUUGGCAAGGCUUUUGGCCACCAUGUUACUGUCAUAAGCACUUCUCCCUCCAAAGAAGCUGAAGCUAAGGACCGUUUGGGUGCUGAUGAUUUCAUAGUCAGCUCCAACCCCAAACAAUUACAGGCUGCAAAAAGAAGCCUAGAUUUCAUAUUGGACACUGUAUCAGCAGAGCACGCUCUCUUGCCCAUCAUGGAAAUGCUAAAAGUAAAUGGGACCUUAUUCAUUGUGGGUGCACCGGACAAGCCAUUCCAAUUACCAGCUUUCCCAUUGAUAUUUGGGAAGAGAUCAGUGAAGGGUGGGAUCAUAGGGGGAAUGAAAGAGACGCAGGAAAUGAUGGAGGUUUGCGGGAAAUACAAUAUAACGAGUGACAUUGAGUUGAUCACACCUGACAGAAUCAACGAGGCUUUGGAGCGUCUUGCUAAAAACGAUGUACGCUACCGUUUUGUCAUUGACAUUGCAGCCACUUCCAACAACUAGGCUUCUGAGUUCAGAUUUGUUGUAUUCAUUCAGUACUAGUUGUUUCAGCAUUUACUUUUCGCCACAAAACCCAGUUAGUACCUAGUUUAGUAUAGGAUAAAUCUAUUAUUAAUGCACUUUUCAUUUCAGUGAAAAAUCUUCUCACUUCUCACUUCUCCUUAGUCCUUGCUAGCAAGACUCAAUGUAUUUAUUACAUUACAGAGGAUCGUUAGUAACGUACUAUUUAUCAUA